ACUCCACGGAGGAGAGCAGUUUGCACAAGGACCUGCUGACAUCCCUGCUGAUUCUGCUCCUGGUCUUCAUCAUUUUCAUUCUGCUGGCGGGGUAUUUUUUCAGGUUCAGGAGGCACAGGAAAGCUGUUGUGAACUCUGGGGACAAGAAGAUGCCAAAUGGGAUCUUAGAAGAACAAGAACAGCAACGGGUCAUGCUCCUCAGCAGGUCUCCCUCAGGCCCAAAGAAGUAUUUCCCUAUCCCAGUGGAGAACCUGGAGGAGGAGCUACGGAUGCGCUCGGCAGACGAGGGGAAGCUCUUCAGGGAGGAGUUCAAUUCAUUAACCCCUGGAUACGUGCAAGGAACGUUUGAAAUGGCAAAUAAAGAAGAAAACAGAGAGAAAAACAGAUAUCCCAACAUCCUGCCAU
Molecule: messenger RNA, 405 nt
Organism: Merops nubicus (carmine bee-eater)
Lineage: Eukaryota; Metazoa; Chordata; Aves; Coraciiformes; Meropidae
Product: receptor-type tyrosine-protein phosphatase epsilon-like
Exons: 4
Source: RefSeq, a predicted model, not a curated record